Molecule: messenger RNA, 2198 nt
Organism: Cynoglossus semilaevis (tongue sole)
Lineage: Eukaryota; Metazoa; Chordata; Actinopteri; Pleuronectiformes; Cynoglossidae
Gene: lmbr1
Product: limb development membrane protein 1
Exons: 17
Coding region: 432-2099 (555 amino acids)
Biological process (GO): signal transduction
Cellular component (GO): plasma membrane
Molecular function (GO): transmembrane signaling receptor activity
Source: RefSeq, a predicted model, not a curated record
UGUUUAUAUUCCAGGUAUAGACUACAGACGUUAGCCCUUACGAUUUUAACGAGACAAUUUCAAUAAAGGUCUGAAAUAACCAAAAAUAUACACCAAAAUAAAGGUAAAUCCCAUCCAACCAAGGAAUUAAAACAGGACACAUGUAGCUCCAUGAGGAUCAAUGUCGUCUUCAUUCACUUCCGGGUUAGGCUCCCAAGUCCGACGCUAAAUGAUGAUGUCAUUUAUUUGUGGGCGGUCAUUUUUCCUUUUUUCUUUUCAGAAGGGAGCGGGUUUUUCUCUCACCGUCUGAACUGUCUUUAAAGCAGCAGUCGGGCUUUCACUUCGCAGAGCAGAGAAAUACUUUUGUUUUUUACGCAUAAAUAUUCCGUUGCUUUGACAUUAGCAUGUGGCGGGUCUGUAGUGUUUUUAUUUCGUAUUUUGCAACAUGAAGAAUGGAAGAAGACGAUGUGACAAUCAGAGAGCAGAAUUUCCACAGCCAAGUUCGGGAGUACAUCAUCUGUUUCCUCCUGUUUGCAGUCCUCUACAUUGUGUCCUACGUCAUCAUAACCAGAUACAAGAGAAAGAGCGAUGAACAUGAGGAUGAAGAUGCUGUCGUCAACAGAAUAUCGUUGUACUUGUGCACCUUCACCCUGGCAGUGUCAGGUGGCGCUGUCUUUCUACUGCCUUUCUCAAUCAUCAGUAGCGAGAUCCUCCUGUCAUUCCCCCAAAACUAUUACAUUCAGUGGCUCAACGGCUCCCUCAUCCACGGUCUGUGGAAUCUGGUGUCCCUGUUCUCCAACCUCUGUCUCUUCAUCCUGAUGCCAUUUGCAUAUUUCUUCCUGGAGUCUGAGGGAUUCGCAGGCUCCAAAAAGGGCAUCAGGGCUCGUGUUCUGGAGACCUUCGUGAUGCUCUUCCUGUUGGCUCUGCUCAUCCUUGGUAUGGUGUGGGUGGCGUCGGCGCUCAUCGACAACGACGCCGCCAGUAUGGAGUCGCUCUACGAUCUUUGGGAGUUCUACCUGCCGUAUCUGUACUCCUGCAUAUCACUGAUGGGGGGGCUGCUCCUUCUGAUGUGCACUCCUGUGGGCCUGUCCAGGAUGUUCACCGUCAUGGGCCAGUUACUGGUCAAACCCACGGUGAGUACUACAGUUUGGACUACAGAUAUGUCACCCAGCACCCCCCCCUCUCUCCCCCAGUCCUACCUUGGGCCUAAUUAUAACCCCCUCCCCCUCUGUCUGGGGGAGACGUGUUGGCACAGGAUGAGGCGGAUGAAUGAGGCCUGUGGUUUUCCUGGAGAAUCCCUGGCUCCACCAGCUGUGGCACGUACCAGACACAUCCUGACACAGAGAGGCUGCUGCUGGUUGGUGGGUUCUGGGGCAGGGGCAAUUCACUCAGGUCCGCUCUCUCACAGCUUCACCACAGAGACAGAGUCUGUUCAUCAGCUCCACAGAGAACUGGACAACGUCAGAACCCAAAGGAACAAACUGGAGCGGAGGAAGAAGGCGUCAGGCUGGGAGAAGAACCUGUUGUAUCCAGUGGUGAUGCUGAUCCUGCUGGCAGGAACGACAAUCUCUGUCCUCAUGGUGGCGCUGAAUAUCCUCUACCUUCUCGUGGAUGAAACUGCCAUGCCCAAAGGAUCCACAGACCGAGGCAUCGGGAACACCUCUCUGUCCACGUUCGGCGUGGCUCAGGCGGCGCUGGAAAUCAUCCUGAUGUUCUACCUGAUGGUGUCGUCUGUCGUCGGCUUCUACAGCCUGCCUGUCUUUGAGGGUCUCACUCCCAAGAAGGAUGACACAACCAUGACAACGAUCAUCGGCUGCUGUGUGUCCAUCCUGGUCCUCAGUUCUGCUCUGCCCGUCAUGUCCAGGACUCUGGGUAUCACCAGGUUCGACCUCCUGGGAGACUUCGGCAGAUUUAAUUGGCUGGGGAACUUUUACAUCGUCCUGUCGUACAACCUGCUGUUUGCAGUGGUGAAGACGCUCUGCCUGAUCAGGAAGUUCACCUCAGCUGUGAGGGAGGAGCUGCUGAAGGCCUUAGGUCUGGAUAAACUACAGCUGUCAAACAGCCCCACGGACCCUGAGUCUGGGAAGCUGUCGGCCAAUGGACAUCAGAAGACUCUGUGAGAGGGACGGAGAUCAGGACACACACACACACACACACACACACACACACACUUUAGCCAAAGGGAGAUAUCAACAGCACUGCCUGACUGCUGGGAGGUG